Microthlaspi erraticum is the source of this 2559-nucleotide messenger RNA. NCBI's taxonomy places the organism in Eukaryota, Viridiplantae, Streptophyta, Magnoliopsida, Brassicales, Brassicaceae. The record is from the annotation of a GenBank genome assembly.
AUGGAUUCGCACGGUAUUCACCAGAUAGCUGUAGUUAAAGCGUGCGAGAACAUUCUGGAAUCACUAAACAAGGAUACUGCUUCGAGAGUCAUACUUGUCGGUGAAGCUGGAAUAGGAAAGACAUGGCUGGCUCGCAAGAUAUGCGAGCAUGCAACUGGAGAGGAGGGCUCAUGCUACAUCACCCUCUGGUUGAAUCUAAACAGAGAUCUGGAUGAAAUGUCGCUUUACAAGAAUAUAGCAUCUCAGUUAUCCUUGUCGCUUGAGAAUGAAGAGGAUGAGGAGGAUGAUAGCGAUGAGGACGGUAGUAAAGAAGAAGAAGAUGAGAGAACACAGUACUUGAUGAGGUUGAAACAUAAGAUACAUCAAAAACUUAAGAGGAAGAAGCUCAAGGGUAAAGGAAAGAAGUACCCUCUGUUGGUUUUGGAUGAUGAAGGAAGUCCGACGAAAGAAGGAAAAGUGAUGAAAGAUUUGCACCUUAGGGAUUUUCUUGCACCUUACCGACCUCUAAAGAUUCUUCUCACAAGAAGGAAAACAGAAGAAGACGCUAUGGAUAGUGAUGGGGAGAUCGAGUCUCAUCUCGAUAAGUCACAGGCUUUACGGGACAUCCUGAGUGAUGAAUACUUGGUGGAUCUACUCGAAUCCCUUAUCAGCGAGGAAUCACGUUCAAAGCUUCGUUUGGUUGAGGAUUCUUGGGGGACAAAUCAUGAGCUCUUGAGACGACAUAUCGUGAGAAUGAGCAUGCGUUCCCCAGCUGCCCUCGUGGUUCUAGCCAAGUCGCUAAAUUACAUAUGUCAGACUCGUUCCUUUCUGUUUUCUCUUGAGGAGGUUUUCAAAAUCGCGGAUCAUCCCUUGUCUUUUCAAUCUGGUACAGCUACUGGCCGUGAGGGAGCUGCUACUGACAGGUCUAGGGAGAAUCCAAUUCUACGUCUCUCUUAUGAGCUGUUGGAAUCAGCGGAUACCAAGAAGAUUCCUGUUGUUGACUGCUUCUGGCAUAGCUUGAGCUUCUUCGAGCACUGUGGGUGCGUUUAUUACCAGGAACUGAUCGCACAUUGGAUUCUCGAAGGCUACAUAGAUCCUGUUAAAUCGGUUGAGAAUGCCUAUAAGGAUGGCCAUAAUGUCAUGAUGGAGCUUAUAAAAUGUGGUUUGCUGAAGAUAGAAGAGGAUAAUGUGGUUAUGCCAGAGGUUGCGAUGAAGAACUUAAUCCAUCUUCAGCCUCAUGGGUCAGGCACAUCUAGAAUUGGACUUGCUAAAGUAUGUGGUGGUGACAUGAAAAAAGGGCUAGGGAGAAUCAACCAGGAGGAUGGCGUCAUUGAAGGAGUGCGAGGGACGGGGAAAGGGAAAAAAAUCACCACAGUUCUGGUUAACGGAAACCGAUUGUGUCGUGAAACUCCCAAAAGAUAUUUCGAAAAAUUGGGUGAUGUUGAAGUGCUAGGCGUUUUUGAACCCAAACUGGACCCUUUUGUCUCUUUCUUAUCGAAACUAGUGAAACUACGGGUGCUUGUGAUCAGGGGCUGUGAUCAACUGGAAGAUAUAGAGGAGCUUAAGGCUCUUCAAGGGUUACGUGUUCUUGAAGUUUCUGGUGGUAGCUCCCUGAAGAUAAUCUCUGAUGGCUUCUUUAUGGCCAUGUCUGAACUUCGGAGUAUUCGCCUAUCUGGACUUCAGAUCAAAUCUUCCCCUUCCAGCAUUUCUCUACUAAAGAAACUUCGCCGUCUCAUUAUUAGGGAUUGUACUGUAUUGGAAGAUUUGCCGGACAUACAAGAACUGGGGAUGCUUGAAGUUGUUGAUGUCUCUGGUGCUCGUGGACUUGAAACUUGUUUCGACAAAGGAAAGAAAAACAAAAGCAAGAACCAAAACUUUUAUCACCUUCAACAACUUCAACUUCUUGACUUGUCGGAGAGCCAAAUAGACAGACUUCCAAUAUUCCAGGAUGCUGAGGUCGCCGCAAAGCUUCACUCUCUGGCUUGGCUCUUGUUGCGCAACUGUAGGAAGUUGGUGAGAUUGCCUAAUCUGAAGCCCUUGUCAGGUCUCCAAGUUCUUGAUCUUUCCGGCUCUACUAGCUUAGGGAAAAUCUUGGAAGUAUGUUUCGAGGAUAAGAAGGAACUCAGAGUUCUUAACCUGUCAGGAACUAAUCUUUGCCGGUUACCUACCACCAUUGCGGGACUGUCGAAUCUCAGUAAACUCCUUUUGAAGAACUGUCCCAACCUAGAAGCUCUACCAAACAUCCAAAAACUCACAAAUCUCGAGGUCUUUGAUGUUUCCGGGUGUAGCAAGUUGCAUACAGUAAAAGGGUCAUUUGUGGACAUGCCUUACCUACAUGAAGUGAAUCUCCGUGGAACUAAAGUGGAGACACCAGAGUUCCCAAAGGAAAGCAAAAUCCGUUGCCAAAAGCAUAUUAUUCUGGGAGAUGAAAGGCCUUUUCAAGGUGGGGAUUGGAGCCAAGUAAUGAAAGCCAUAGAAUAUGAGAUAACUGGAAAUUCCAGCUCCUCUGAUGCAGUUUCUAAAUCCCAAGAAAUCUCAGAAAAGAAGUCCGGAGAGGAUCAGUUAAGUGAACUUGCCUGA